AUGGCAGAGCCGUUAUCCCAAGCACCCACUGCUACAAAAAUGGCGUCACUUAACCGGGUCCGAGCUUUGGCGAUGAUUUUCUUAACUGUCACUGGCUGUUGUGUCGCCCCGACAAGUGGCAAGGAAGGGUCCGAGGAGACCGUCAUCAUAGGGCUCCGACUGGAGGACACGGACGACAUUUCCUUCAUGGCUAAGGGCUACCUGCGGGUGAGUGAGCGGUCUCGGGUGAAAUUAAGGGUGUAUGGGCAGAACAUCAACAACGAGACCUGGUCCAAAAUUGCUUUCACGGAACAUGAGCGGAGCCGGGCAGUAGGGAGCGUUGACAGCUCCUCGGGGGAUAACCAGAGCCAAGAGGACCCGUCCGGCUUGCAUCCCUGCGGCAUUAGGACUUCGGAUAUAAUUAUAUUGCCCAACAUCAUCCUGAAUCGAAAGACGUCCGGAAUAGUUGAAAUUGAGGUCAAACCUCUGCGAAAGACGGAGAGGAGUAAAGCGUAUUACCUUUGCAUCGCCACCUCCACACCGGCUGUGGCUGGGAUGCACGACCCGUGGACGGAGAACACUUGGAUCUACCACGAUGGGGAUGACACCAAAGUGAUAGUGGUGGAGGAGAAAAAGUUUCUGCUGCCUUUCUGGCUCCAGGUUAUCUUCAUCUCCAUGUUGCUUUGCCUGUCGGGUAUGUUCAGCGGGUUGAACCUGGGGCUCAUGGCUCUGGACCCCAUGGAGCUCCAGAUAGUCCAGAACUGCGGCACGGAAAGGGAGAAGAAUUACGCCAAAAAAAUAGAGCCGGUCAGGAGCCAAGGGAAUUACUUGCUUUGCUCGCUCUUGCUCGGGAACGUGUUGGUGAACACCACGCUGACAAUCCUGCUGGAUGAUAUCGCCGGUUCGGGUUUGAUUGCGGUGGUCAUGUCCACCAUUGGAAUUGUAAUUUUUGGAGAAAUCGUGCCCCAGGCCAUCUGCUCCAGACAUGGCCUCGCGGUCGGUGCCAACACCAUAUUCCUCACUAAGUUCUUCAUGCUGCUCACCUUCCCCGCUUCUUACCCUGUGAGCAAGCUUCUGGACUACCUGCUCGGACAGGAGAUAGGAACCGUGUACAACCGUGAGAAGCUUCUGGAGAUGCUGCGCGUCACGGACCCCUACAACGACCUGGUGAAGGAGGAGCUGAACAUCAUCCAGGGUGCGCUGGAGCUCAGGACUAAGACCGUGGAGGACGUGAUGACGCCGCUGAGAGAUUGCUUCAUGAUCCCUGGGGAUGCCACCCUCGACUUUAACACCAUGUCCGAGAUCAUGAAGAGCGGCUACACGCGCAUCCCGGUCUUCGAGGGCGAGAGGUCCAACAUAGUGGAUCUGCUCUUCGUCAAGGACCUGGCCUUUGUGGACCCGGAUGAUUGCACCCCACUCAAAACCAUCACUAAGUUUUACAGCCACCCGUUGCAUUUUGUGUUCAAUGACACCAAGCUGGAUGCAAUGCUGGAGGAGUUUAAAAAAGGAAAAUCCCACCUGGCCAUAGUUCAGAGGGUGAACAAUGAGGGUGAGGGAGACCCUUUCUAUGAGGUUCUGGGUAUUGUCACCCUGGAGGACGUUAUUGAAGAAAUCAUCAAGUCAGAGAUCCUGGACGAGACUGACUUGUACACUGACAACAAGACGAAGAAGAAAAUCACCCAUCGGGAAAGGAAGCAGGAUUUCUCGGCCUUCAAGCCUACCGACAAUGAAAUGAAGGUUAAAAUAUCACCUCAGCUUCUGCUGGCUACCCUGCGUUUCCUAGCAACAGAGGUCGAGCCAUUUGCUCCUGUGCAAAUGUCAGAAAAGAUUCUGCUGCGCUUGUUGAAGCAUCCAAACGUCAUCCAGGAGCUGAAAUACGACGAGAAGAACAAGCGGGCGGUAGAACACUACCUCUUCCACAGGAACAAGCCCGUGGAUUAUUUCAUCCUCAUUCUGCAGGGGAAAGUGGAGGUGGAGGCAGGAAAAGAGGGGAUGAAGUUUGAAGCGGGGCCGUUUUCCUUCUAUGGGAUGAUGGCUCUGACAGCCUCUCCAGUAUGUAUACUCGUUAGACUUGGAUCCAUUAGACUUCUGUCUUUUAAACAUCUUUUCCCGCUCUUUCACCUCCUUACAGAAAAUAAAUCUCCUCCACGGCCGUUUGGACUCAACCACUCCGACUCUCUGAACAGGAGUGAUCGCAUCGACGCCAUCACUCCGACGCUGGGCAACAGCAACAACCAGCUCAACUCCUUCCUGCAGAUCUACGUACCCGACUACUCAGUCAGAGCGCGCUCAGACCUGCAGUAUAUAAAGGUAACACGUCAACAGUACCAGAACGCCGUGAUGGCGUCACGGAUGGACAAGACACCCCAAUCCACAGACAGUGAGUUCACUAAGAUCGAGCUCACGCUGACGGAGCUCCACGAUGGAGUGGAGACCCCAGCAGUCGUCACCACCACAGCCAGCACCACUAGCACCACCCCUGCCGUGGCCAUAGCUGUGGCCAACGAGACGUCCCACCUGCUCAACCAGCAGCAGAACUGUGUGGGCCUCAGCAGGAGCAACCACAGCGCCCACAACGAGGGACCCAUCUAG
Messenger RNA from Seriola dumerili (greater amberjack), 2571 nucleotides. It is a transcript of the gene cnnm2b, whose product is annotated as cyclin and CBS domain divalent metal cation transport mediator 2. The transcript has 7 exons. The record is from RefSeq and is a predicted model, not a curated record. Bases 1 to 2571 code for a protein of 856 amino acids. Gene Ontology annotation, cellular component: plasma membrane. Gene Ontology annotation, biological process: magnesium ion homeostasis; transport. Gene Ontology annotation, molecular function: magnesium ion transmembrane transporter activity. NCBI's taxonomy places the organism in Eukaryota, Metazoa, Chordata, Actinopteri, Carangiformes, Carangidae.